GCUCUGUGCUUGUUGUGGCGUUCCCUUCCUCCGCACCCGUCCCUCCGUGCUGCCGCUAGAGAGUUAGCUAGGAAUUGGAGGAAGGUCUAUCUGAUCUGUCGUGACAGCCCGUUCUCCUAAACUUUUCCAAGUCUAGGUUGUGCCUGACAGACGGAGAGAGUGUUUUAUCUGUGUUUUCGAUGCAUAGGAGUGUCCUGGGAGCGGCGAAGGGAGAAGUGAGAGCCUCGGGAACACCAAAACAUUUACAGCCUCGACUUCAGCUCCAAUCCACUGUUACCGUUGUCAGAUGAACAAACUGGGCAGAAAGCUGUGCUGAUAGAUUGGUUGGCUUUAGAUACUGGGAUGAAAAUAGAGGAAGUGAUGCCAAGGACUGACAGAUGGAACCAUAUUAGGCCCUGCCAUUCACUGUGGAUUAUACAGCGCUGGUGGUCCUGACUGUUCAGCAGGAUGAGUGAGGCGGACGGCCAGUUUUACAGCGUUCAGGUGGGAGACUCCACCUUCACUGUACUCAAGCGCUACCAGCAGCUCCGCGCCAUCGGCUCCGGGGCCCAGGGCAUCGUCUGCUCUGCUCUAGAUACAGUCCUUGGUAUACCAGUGGCAGUGAAAAAGCUGUGUCGGCCCUUCCAGAACCAGACCCAUGCUAAGCGUGCCUACAGGGAGCUAGUGCUGCUCAAAUGUGUCAAUCACAAAAAUAUCAUCCGUCUGAUCAAUGUGUUCACGCCUCAGAAGUCCUUGGAGGAAUUCCAGGACCUGUAUCUAGUGAUGGAGUUGAUGGAUGCCAGCCUGUGCCAGGUGAUCCACAUGGACUUGGACCAUGAGAGAAUGUCCUAUCUGCUCUACCAGAUCCUCUGUGGCAUCCGGCACCUGCACUCUGCUGGCAUCAUCCACAGGGACCUGAAGCCCAGUAACAUUGUGGUGAAGUCAGAUUGCACUCUAAAGAUCUUGGAUUUUGGCCUGGCUCGGACGGCCUGCACUAACUUCAUGAUGACCCCUUAUGUGGUGACCAGAUACUACCGUGCGCCAGAGGUCAUACUGGGGAUGAAGUAUAAGGAGAAUGUGGACAUCUGGUCAGUGGGGUGCAUCAUGGGAGAGAUGGUUAAGGGCAGCGUUAUCUUCCAGGGCACCGACCACAUUGACCAGUGGAAUAAGGUGAUUGAGGUUCUGGGCACACCCAGUCUGGAGUUUAUGAACCGACUGAUGGAGACCGUGAGGAACUAUGUGAUGAACAAGCCGCAGUAUCCUGGCGUCAGCUUUGACGAGCUUUUCCCAGACUGGGCCUUUCCUUCUGACUCAGAACAUGACAAACUGAAGACAGGUCAAGCACGGGACCUGCUGUCCAAAAUGCUGGUCAUUGAUCCUGAGUGCCGCAUCUCGGUAGAAGAAGCCCUCAAUCACCCGUACAUUCACGUGUGGUACGACCCUGGAGAGGCCGACGCGCCCCCUCCCCAGAUCUCAGAUAAGCAGCUGGAAGAGAGAGAGCACUCCAUCGAGCAAUGGAAAGAACUCAUUUAUGAAGAGGUGAUUGAUUGGGAAGAGAGGAACAAGAAUGGACUGAUGAAAGAAGAUUGCUCAGAUGUGGUGUCGGGUUCAGCCUCCCAGUCGUCUUCAGCCAACGACAUCUCGUCCAUGUCCACGGAGCACACCUUGGCCUCGGACACAGACAGCAGCAGCAUCGACACGCUGACAGGACCGCUGGACGAGAUUCAGUGAACACCGUUCAUGGCCACAUGUGUUUGCCUGUCUGCCUGCCUCAGUCCUCCCCUCACAUUUACACUAUCAAUCAAUCACCUUCCUUUCUUCUCUUUAAUCCACACACACACAUUUUCUGAAUUUAUUUUGUCCUGGGUUUUCCUUUUUUCCUCUUUAACCUCAAUGAAUAGGUCUAUUUUUCUAUUUUCUUUCUGUGUGUGAUCUGGUUGAUCUUGUUGAACCUCUUCAACAACCGUUUUGGGCUAAGGUAUCUGUAUGGUCAAAGGUUUGUCUUUCUCUUUGUGGAUAUUGUUUACCUUCAUCAAGUACAUAUGAUGUAUGCAUAUGCAUAUGAAUUUCAAGUUUCAGGUUACCAGGAGUAGGUGGGGGAUUGUUGUUUGUUCCAUAUGCCUGUAAUUUAAUAGUUUUAUUUUUUUAAGCGAAUAUUGCGUUGAGACCAGAGGUUAUCAAAUUAGAGCAGACACGCACUGAACAUAGACCACAGCUGCCAGCUGCUUUCAUGCAUGUGACGCCAAUAUGAACAAAAGCUUGCCAUAAGUCGACCGCACCAACCAUCUGAUGUCCAUCUGGUGAUCAAACACUCAUCCAAAGUUUGAUGGAUCCUUUAGCUAGCGCGCAGUAUUGCACAUCUCCACAGUGGUGCUUUCUCCAUUGUGUUUUUUUUUUUUUUUUUGUAAUGAAUUGCCUCGAGUGAUGUGGAUUUUAAGCUUUUCUUCCUGACAGCUAGGGGAAGCUGGGUUUGCAGUGUUCAAUUUUUAUUUCCUGAUACUAUGUACUGUAUGUAAAGAUGUCAUAAUCUGACACUCAUAGUCGCUGUAGACCAUUUCACUACUAAUAGGUAAGGUGUGCUCAUUUUGUUUAGAAACCCACCAUAUCUGUAGAAAACCAUAUUGCACCCACAUUUGGACAUAAGGUACUGACUAACAAUGUGUAUAUCAAAAAAACAUCAUGAUCCUGUAAAUUUGGGGCAGGCAAAAAGAUACAUCUAGUAUUCAUGUUUGUGUUCUUGCAAAAUGUUGCACACAAUCACAUUGAGGCCCAUGUAAAAUAAGCCUCUUAUCGAAGCAUUUCAUUGACAAAAUCAAUGCACUGGCUGCUCCUUUUCUAAACCAUUCCAUUAGUACUGGAGCAGUCACAAAAUACAUUAUGAAUCAGAUAUCAUGUAGAACACAUGUAAAGGCAGUAAAACGCAAAUAAUUGUGUUUAACUUGCAUGAAGGCAUUAAAGAUGCCGAUAAGAUACCGUAGUUCAUGUUAUAGAAGAGAAAUCCAUUCAGGUCUGUUCUUUUUCUUACAGUACCUUGAUGUUCUUGGUUCUGAAAGCCUGUUUGAUGCAGAUGUAUUUUUUUUUUUUUUUUUUUUUGCCUUGUAAGCCUAUAUGUGUUUGUGUGUGUGUUUAAAAAA
Sander lucioperca (pikeperch) is the source of this 3113-nucleotide messenger RNA. It is a transcript of the gene mapk9, whose product is annotated as mitogen-activated protein kinase 9. The record is from RefSeq and is a predicted model, not a curated record. The coding region runs from base 448 to 1710 and encodes 420 amino acids. The transcript is spliced from 14 exons. Gene Ontology annotation, molecular function: ATP binding; JUN kinase activity. Gene Ontology annotation, biological process: JNK cascade; protein phosphorylation. Lineage: Eukaryota; Metazoa; Chordata; Actinopteri; Perciformes; Percidae. Gene Ontology annotation, cellular component: cytoplasm; nucleus.